Molecule: messenger RNA, 1935 nt
Organism: Paramecium tetraurelia
Lineage: Eukaryota; Ciliophora; Oligohymenophorea; Peniculida; Parameciidae
Exons: 4
Source: RefSeq, a predicted model, not a curated record
AUGAAAUAAUAAAUUAAACAAGAUGAGUCUGCACAACCAAUGAUCAUUCUCUAACCAACCCAAUACAAAUUCAUGAUCUUUAUGGACUCUUCACUCCAAAAAGACCUAGACAAACUAUACAACAAGCAAACCAGACAGAUCAUAGAUAAAGAGAGAGCUGAAAAACUUCAAUCAGUCAAGGAUAAUGUGAAAGGUCUGAGAGAAAUCAUCAAUGAUUAUUAGUCGCAAUAAAACGAAAUCGAUAGUCUCAAGUUGCAAUUGCAGAAUUAGAUCAAAGCUAUUUUGUCAAAAGAAUAAAUUAUUAAAAAUAUUGAGGACACUUACAUGCAACAAAUGGAUGAAAUCAAAAAUAAUUAUGAGUAACGUCAAGUUGAUUUAGUUAGGGAAUGCGAAUAAUUAAAGCUGAGAAAUAAGGAAUUGGAAGAAAUCAAUAACAAAUAUCUAUCACAAAAUGAUCUAUUGUUGAAAUCUACUACUCAGUUUUAAUAAAGAGUUAAUGAAUUAGAAAUUAAACUUGCAAGGACAGAAAAGAACAACCUUAUGACAUCCUUAGAGUUAGAAUAGAUGAAAGAUAUAAGAGCAGGUGCUUUGUUUAUCAAAGGUGCUUAUAAUAUUUUGAACUAACAAUAUUAAGAUAGUAACAUUUAUACGCUUUUGACUUAGAAAUUCAAAUCAACUAUCUUAUACUUUUUAGAACCUAAAGAUAUAUUUGCCUUAAUGUUGACAAGUAAACAAAUGUAUUUCAUCAUUUAAAAUAAUCGAUCCUUAUUAAAUUACAUUGUUAAUUAUAGAACCUAAGUUUUAAACAAAGAAGUUGUGUAUUUAAAGAAGGAGUCGAAUUAUUUUAAUGAUAUGGUAUUUUAAGUCCCUGAAGAAGUUAUUUAAAUUGGAAUAGCUAAAUUUUUAGUUUUCAAAUUCAAUGUUGGAUAAUACAUGAAUGAAAUAUUUAAUGACGCCUUUGAAUUGAUUGAAGGCAAAUUCUAAAAUCAGUAAUAAAUUUAAUAGCCAUAAUAAAUAUCACAAAAUGAUUCUGUUUAUCAAAAUGAAGAUUUGUUAGGCUUAGGAGAAUCUGAUGAAUAAUAAUAAAUAAAAUAGCAGGCUUCACCAUAAUUAUAAAAUACCUAAUUCACUAAAAACAAAUAGUAAACAUAAUCAAAUAAUACGUAAUCCUCAAGCAAAAAUAUUAAUAAUAAUUCCACCUAAUCUUAACAAAACAAAUAAAAUAAAUCAUUAAGCGAUUUGUCGAUCCAACUUCAAUUAGAAUAUAAAGACAUUGAUUAAGUAAUUCUAGAAUCCCUAUCAGUGCCUUUUCUUAAAGAUUAGAUUUUAUAAACAAGAAGAGAUAUGGUUGAUCUUGUUAAAAAGAGUUCAUAAAUUAACUACCAAUUGUUCUAAACUGGUAGAAAGUGCAUUCCAACACCUACGUACCAACCAAAAUUUACAAUCUAAGAUUUUAUGCAAGCCUUACAAAUGACUUUCUCUAAAUUUGUAGCUCAUGGGAAUUAUUUGCACUUGGAAUCCUAAUAAUUAUAAUAAGUGUGUAAUUACUUCUCAAAACUCCUUCUCCAAUAAAACAAAUAAAUUUAUUAAUUAAAAUCCAUAAUAGAUGAUUAGAAGGUGGAAUUAGAUUCUUAAAAAGAAAUGAAGUACUAUAUCCAAGAUAGAGCAAAAAGAUUUGAAGAGAGAGUCAUUAAGGCUGAGGAAUAAAUCUUUACUCUAAAUAAAUUAAAUUUUGAUUAAAAAUCAUAAAUAUCAUCAUUGUAAAAAAAGGAAAAAGAGUUAGAAGACUUAAAUAAAGAGAAGGAGCAUAAAACAUAGACUUUGUUUUAAGCAGUCAAAUAGAUUAAAAUGGAGAAAGAUUAAGUUGAAUUCAAAUUAAAUUAAGUAUUAAAUAAUUUCAAAAACAUGAAAAAUGCACUUGGCAAAAUAGUGUGA